This is a messenger RNA of Staurois parvus, 390 nucleotides long. The record is from the annotation of a GenBank genome assembly. NCBI's taxonomy places the organism in Eukaryota, Metazoa, Chordata, Amphibia, Anura, Ranidae.
AUGGAUUUGGAUUCCACAGAAGGCACUGAAAGCACACCUUCUGAAGUCAAAUCAGCUGACUUCUCAUUCAUUGAUUUCUUUCUUCCACAGCAAACCUCAGUCUUGGACUCAACAGCCCUGAAGAAUAGAGUCCAGUUAAGUCGGAAGAGCCAGCGCCGUGCACCAAGCCAAUUACAGCGCAGAAGUCGGUUGUUGCAAUCCAGUAGCCAACUAGCUGUGAUUGAGGACACCGACAACCUUUGGAUGUACAGUGAUUCUACAGAAGAGAAGUCAGAAAAAAAGGAAGAGGUUGAAGAAGAGGAAGAAAAACCCAAGAGGUCCUCUGUUCAUUCACCACGAAUGCCAAUGUUCCCUGGAAUGGACCAUUCAACUUUGAUGGUAAACAAUUAA